Messenger RNA from Mya arenaria, 922 nucleotides. RefSeq lists its product as uncharacterized. The record is from RefSeq and is a predicted model, not a curated record. The transcript has 4 exons. Lineage: Eukaryota; Metazoa; Mollusca; Bivalvia; Myida; Myidae. Bases 240 to 860 code for a protein of 206 amino acids.
UUCGUAUGAUUAAGGAUAUCAGUAGUUAUUUCUGUACGAUUUUAAUUUGUGAUGAACUGUUUUACAACCAAAGCCCACUGUAUUUAACAUGGAAAAUACAUGGGUUUGGCUAAUUUAGGACAAGGCUUAUGCGCUUACAGACACAUCCGGUAGCUUUAUCAUCGUUCACUAACAGGAUAUUUCUCAACUUUAAAACAACGCGUAAGGAAAUUCAGUUGUUUCUAAUAAACACAUAGUCAAUGGAAAUGUUGGUGACAUGGGUGUUAAUCCUAGCAGCGCUGUCCGUGACGCAGUUCUGUUUUGAGCUUAGGAAGUUGAAACGCGUUGAAGAUGAUACUGUGAGAGAGUUUGCGAGUGGAGGCGGUAGUGGUGAUAGACAGGACGACGAAAUGUUGACAAUAUGUGGAGACGAUCAGCAAUGUUUGGAAUUUGACACUCAAAGACUAAAGGUGUUGUACAGAAACCUGUUCCAAACACAAGAACAACUUGACAUGACCAGACGCAAGUCUAAGUCUGAUCGAGACGACAUCUUGCGGUCUGAAUCAGCGGGCAUUGUGGACACGGAGGUCCUAGAUAGUCUCCAGGGAGACGGCGAUUCUUGUUGUCCAACGAUGUUUUACUUCCAUAAAAACCUGACGCUCCAGAAUGUAGAUAAAGUUAAGAGACCAAUUAUACAUAUUCCUCCAGACUAUCAGUGGAUUCCACACGGAACGUGCUUGGGAGGUGGGAAUUGUGGUGGAAUGUGCAUUAACGAGCCUGUGAUGCUGCAUCUGCUGACGCUCGACCCUGUAACAAAUGAACCUGUGUUUGAAGCGUUUGAGGUUCCCGGAUAUUGCUCAUGCAAAAAUAUAUUUAAUUGAUUGUGUUACCAUGUUAAAUUGAGUUUGUAGACCGCUUUAAUAAAAGUAAAUUUCGAACUGAA